Molecule: messenger RNA, 2181 nt
Organism: Pundamilia nyererei
Lineage: Eukaryota; Metazoa; Chordata; Actinopteri; Cichliformes; Cichlidae
Product: chromatin modification-related protein EAF7-like
Exons: 2
Coding region: 85-2181 (698 amino acids)
Source: RefSeq, a predicted model, not a curated record
CUCUCGCUGCGCUUCUCACAAACUGAGGUGGGUGUUUUUACACUCUCUCCCUCCUCUCCCUUCACUCUUUGCUCUCAGGCUGCAAUGAGGUUAACAGCCCUGUGCGUAUGUGGGACCCUGCUGGCCUUCUCAAGUCUUUCUUGGAUCACAGCAGACUCUGAUGAAGGAAUACUCCUUGUGGAUAAAGGAUUUGGCCCCUGCACUGUAACACUGACGCCUGAGGGGCAGUGCAGACAGGUGCAGCAUGAGAACACGUGCCCUUACUUACUCACUUUGCCACUGCUGAGGAUUCACCUGCCACAGCAGCUCAAAGAGCUGGAGAAGAUCGUGGAGGACCUGCAGAAGCUGAAGGACAGUGUGGAUGAACUGCGGGAGAUCUGCGCAGACUGUACAGUAAGCCAAACUGAGAGAGAGUGUGGAAGGCACAGAGAGAAUGAGCGUGAGACGCUGAGUGAGGAGACGGAUAGACGUGAGGAUGACAGAAACUGGGUGAAUGAGAGACUUCAAGAGAAUGGUUUUAAACAAGAGUGCAGCACAGUCAGUGUUAUGGAAGGAGAUGGAGACUCGGAAAAAACAGGCACUCUGGAAGAGAAAGAAAGAAAGAAAUGGGAGACAGAAAGAGAGAGCAAUGGAGGACUCAUAAAAGAAAAUGAGGAAGGAGAAACUCUGACAGAGGUGCUGGAAACUGACGGAACAACUCAAUCAGACAGAGGGAAAGGAAAGGACAAAGUGGUUCCAACAAAGGUAACAACUGGUGGUGUAAAUGAGGGAACAGUAGGAGAAAAGGUUGCUGACAAAAACAAUAGGCAGGGGGAGAGAGACAGAAAUAAAGACACUGCCGGAGAAGAGAAUUCAAAGGGAUAUCAAGAGAAUAAUCUGGAGCAUGGAAAAGAAAGAAAGACUUUCACUAAUAUAGAUAAAACUGAAGAAAGUGAUCAUCACGUGUGGCAAGAUAAAACAGAGGAAACAGAGACCCAAACUGCAGCCAGUGAUAGGAUAAAGAUGUCAGAGAACCAUGAUGAGAAUACAAAUCAGGAGCAAGAGCAGAGCAGGGAGGAGAAGAAAAAGGAAAUGGAAAAGAGAGUAAAAGUAGAGCAAAAUAAUGAGGAACGAAAACAGACCGAAAGCAUCAGGCACACUGAAAAAGAAAAGACUAUAAAAGAGGGGGGCGAGGGCAGAGAGACGGGAAAGGAGAUCAAAACAGAAGACGAAGAGACAGAGAGUGGAGAGGGAGACGAUAGAGAAUUACCAUCCAGCGAAGCAACUAAAAGGACAGACUUUGUUUCAAUCAGCCCAACUCCUCACUCUACAAUUAAUAUAGCUCUAGGGCUAGACUCUGUGGACUCGAAUGAAGCUACGUCAUCUAUUCCAUCUCCCCCAAUGCCCAGCUCCACCUUGCAUUAUAUCACAGAUGUCAGUCACGAGAUAACAACCCAAAACACAGGCCUUGUAGCAGCUGGGAUUUCUAAGCCUCCAAAAGCUGAUGCAAAUACUCACACAGAAACUACAAUGAGCACAGGGAGUGGACAACACAUAACCAAUCAAACUACUACAUCCAGGUCAGGCCUCCACAGUCACAUUAGUUCAACUAUGACAACUACAGUCACCACAGCUCAUCAUCAGGAUUCAACUGUAGGAGCUAUAGAUGACAGCCGCUGGACAGCUAAAAAGAACAUCAGCUCAAAUACUAAGAUUGGAGCAAAACCUCUGCCAGGCCAAGGACCAAAGCCUGGCAAAAGACCAAAAUACAACCAAAAGAAGCAUCCUUUUCACCACAAACCCAGAAUCGACCAAAGACCUAAACCUCAACCUGGCAAAGACCCAAAAGGAGUCGAAACUUCAAAACCUAAGCAAAGAAUUCCCCCUCAUAUUUUACCCACUGAUCAAAAUUUGAAUAACGAUUCUAUACCUAAAUAUGGCCAAAAUUAUACAUCUGAUCAAAACAAGUUACCUACUCAAAAGUCAAAACCUAAUGAAAAGACUGUGACUCCUAUUUGGACACCUCCACCACAUCACAGACCUCAGAAUGCAAACACCGCCGGAUCUGAUGAAUAUCCUGAUCAAGUUACUGCUACUAAUCAAACCGAGAUUGAACCGAAAUCCGAGAAGGGAAUAGUCCAUAAUCCAAAAACUGAGAAGCCGGACCAAAAUCAAAAAAUAGAAAAAUGUGUCUUAUUUUAA